AUGAACUCACAAUGUUCAAAAUGUAAAGCAGCAAUGAAGAAAUAUAACUACUCCGUCAAAGAGAUAGAACGUAUGCGAAAAGACUAUACUGACUUAAAGAAAGAAGCAGAGAAACCAGCAGAAGAUAAAAUGGACAUGUUGACAUUUCUGAACAAAAACUAUCCAACUGCUGACGAUUUCCUUCUAUCUGACGUCAAGAAGAAGUACAAAGAAACUUUCGGUAUCGUUAAAACUUUUGAUAUCCUUCGUGAAGAAAUAGAAGCUACAAAACUGUUUAAAGUCAUGAACCAUCACAACAUAUACCAUGUAAAACGCUUGUGA
Trichomonas vaginalis G3 is the source of this 321-nucleotide messenger RNA. Its product is annotated as organellar and viral DNA polymerase type B. The transcript has a single exon. The coding region runs from base 1 to 321 and encodes 106 amino acids. The record is from RefSeq and is a predicted model, not a curated record. Lineage: Eukaryota; Parabasalia; Trichomonadida; Trichomonadidae.